CGCACAAUCGGCCAGCCACCAAUCACUAGAGCGUUAAGAAUCGCUGACCCACCAAUCAAGAGUUGCGUCUCCGCGUCGCCCCGGCCCACCUUCUCCUCCUACCAACGUAGGAAAGAAGAGAGAAAAGAUCGAUUCCUUCCGCCAAUCCCCGCCAGCCACAGCUAGCUUUCCCUUCUGGCCCCUUUCCGUCACCAAUCGAGGUGCCCACUCUGACCCGACAGUCAGCCAAUCGGGAGGGCGAUAGCAUCCCGCCUUUGCUUUCGUUCGUGGAGGCACAAAUCAGUCGGAAUUUUGAAGUGCCAGCAGUGCCGCCCAUCUUUGGCAGAUCGCGGUGCCUUAAAGGAGAUAGCGGGACCCUUGUGUGUGAUCGACUUCAUCACCUCCAUGGUAGCUACGAAGAAGAAGAUGGGACACAUCAUUUCCUGCAUGUUGUCAUGAAGUCCAUCCUAAAUUAACCUGAUUUUUCAUAAUUGAAAAUAGCAAAGUAAACCAAGAUGUCAGUGGAUCCAAUGACCUAUGAGGCUCAGUUCUUUGGCUUCACACCAGAGACUUGCAUGCUUAGGAUCUACAUUGCAUUUCAAGAUUACCUAUUUGAAGUGAUGCAGGCUGUUGAACAGGUUAUUAUGAAGAAGAUGGAGGGAAUCCCAGACUGUGAUAUUAGCCCAGUCCAGAUUCGUAAAUGCACAGAGAAGUUUCUUUGCUUCAUGAAAGGACAUUUUGAUAAACUUUUUGGCAAAAUGGAGCAGCUGCUUUUGCAGUUGAUUUUGCGUAUUCCCCCAAAUAUCUUGCUUCCUGAAGACAAAUGUCAGGAGACGCAUCCUUACAGUGAAGAAGAAUUCCAGCUUCUCCAAAAAGAAAUUGAAGAAUUACAGGAAAAGUAUAAGACUGAAUUAUGUACUAAGCAGGCCCUUCUUGCAGAAUUAGAAGAGCAAAAAAUUGUUCAAGCCAAACUCAAACAGACUUUGACUUUGUUUGAUGAGCUUGAAAAUGUUGGCAGACAUCAUGGGACUAGUGAUUUUAAGAAGAGUUUGGUGUCCCUGGUCCAGAACUGUAGGAAACUCCAGAACAUUAGAGACAAUGUGGAAAAGGAAAGCAAAAGACUGAAAAUAUCUUAAUUUCUUAGUAGCAAAAACAAAGAACCUGUAAAAAAGUAGUUUUCCUUUGUUCACUCUUUCUUAUGUUCCCCAUCUUUUUUGGUCCACUCUUCUCAAGUAGCUAUACUGCCUUGAACUAGUCUUUGAAGCAUCUGUUCAUUAGAGUUUUCUAAUAAGUGGAAAGAGAUUCUUGAUUCAAUAAUGGCUCAUUUGGGGGCAUGAUUGAAGAAGUAAAACUACAGCUGAAAAUAUAUAAUUGUACCUUGGUUAUAAGACUUUGUGAUCCUGGCCCUUUUGGCUUAUUCUUUGGAUAAUACCAGGUGAGAAAAGGGUUAAAUGGGUGGCUUCUUUAUUAACCAGCCAUUAUACUAUGAAAUAGCCAGCAUAGGGUGCUGCUCUUGCCCAGUAACUUUGCUUUACAUGAAGAUGUUAUAACUGGUU
This is a messenger RNA of Urocitellus parryii (Arctic ground squirrel), 1535 nucleotides long. It is a transcript of the gene Mis12, whose product is annotated as MIS12 kinetochore complex component. NCBI's taxonomy places the organism in Eukaryota, Metazoa, Chordata, Mammalia, Rodentia, Sciuridae. The record is from RefSeq and is a predicted model, not a curated record. Gene Ontology annotation, cellular component: chromosome, centromeric region; MIS12/MIND type complex; nucleus. Gene Ontology annotation, biological process: mitotic cell cycle; kinetochore assembly; mitotic sister chromatid segregation.